Chaetura pelagica (chimney swift) is the source of this 1245-nucleotide messenger RNA. It is a transcript of the gene ISLR, whose product is annotated as immunoglobulin superfamily containing leucine-rich repeat. Gene Ontology annotation, molecular function: protein binding. The transcript has a single exon. The record is from RefSeq and is a predicted model, not a curated record. Bases 1 to 1245 code for a protein of 414 amino acids. NCBI's taxonomy places the organism in Eukaryota, Metazoa, Chordata, Aves, Apodiformes, Apodidae.
AUGAGGCCCCUGCUGUGCUGCCUGGGGCUGGCCGUGCUCCUGGGGCCCUGCCUGGCCUGCCCCAGCCCCUGCUCCUGCUCCACCAAGAAGAACGGGCGGCUGCUGGCUGAGUGUGCCUACAAGGAUCUCCAGGAGGUACCUGAGGGCUUGUCCUCCAACGUCACCAUCCUCACCUUGUCAGCCAACAGGAUCGGGUGGCUGGGCCGGGGCUCCUUCCUGGAGGUGCCCGAGGUGCAGUCGCUGUGGUUGGGCUACAACCAGGUGGGGCUGGUGGAGCCGGGGACUUUCGCCUCCUUGGUUCACCUGAAGAACCUGGACCUGAGCCACAACAAGAUUGCAGACUUCCCCUGGCAGGACCUCCGCAACCUGAGCGCCCUGCAGAUCCUGAAGAUGAACAACAACCGCCUGGCAGGGCUGCCCAGAGAUGCUUUCCACCCCCUGAAGGACCUGCGCUCCCUCUGGCUCAACGACAACGAGCUGACCACCUUGGCCGAGGGCACCUUUGACCACCUCCCGUCCUUGUCCCAGCUUCAGAUCUUCAACAACCCUUUCAACUGCUCCUGCAAGGUCUUCUGGCUGAAGAAGUGGACCGAGAACACCUCCGUCUCCAUCACCAAGGGGGGAUCCACCCUGUGCGUGGCUCCCGGGAGGCUGAAGGGCAGGGCGGUCACCGACAUCCCCGACCACCACUGCGUCGCCCCCUCCGUGCAGCUCACCUACCUCUCCAACCUGGGCAACACGGUGACGUACGACGGGCUGACCUUGACCCUGCACUGCAGCGUGGCAGGGAACCCCCUCCCGGAGAUCAGGUGGAAGAUCCAGACCCCCGGCCGCCGCGUCCAGAUCGACGGGCCCAACGUGGCCCGCGACGGGAACGUCAAGCAGAGCCGAGAGCGUUUCUUGGCCUUCAAGAACGGCACCAUGGCCAUCCCCAACUUCAGGAAGGAGGAUGAAGGCACCUACACCUGCCUCGCUGUCAACGACGUGGGCACCAGGGAUGUCUCGGUCAACGUGGCCUUGGCUGGCUCAGAGAACCCAGCUGAAGACCUGCUUCGAGAUGACCCCCACGCCAGCCACUUGGGGGGCCAGAGCUGCUCCAAAGGGGAUGAAAUGGAUUCCUCCAGUGCUGGGGAAAAGCUGGUGAUCGUUUACCAUGUGCCAAGGGAGUCCAAGAGCAGGGCCGUGGUGCCCCGGGUCCAGCUGGGGACCCUCCUGCUGGCUUGGGGCGCGGUGCUCUGCUGGUGA